AUGCACCGAACGGAGCUUUCUUAUUGCACUGCUUAUAUACUGUGUUAAGAAUUUGUACAUGGUUACAUUUGACAAUUACUUAUAUUUAGCUUCAGAUUCAUUUCGAUUUUAUAAUUUAACCCUCACAUAAGGAUCUCUCAUACUCCUUCAUCAUGGAUAAGAAGACAGUGAUUCAGAUGUUGCAAACUGACUUCGUUCGCAUUCAUAAAGAGUCAGAAGAAAUUUCAAAGACUGUGCAGGAUAUGAAGCAGGAAGCACUGGAUUAUAUAAAUGCUUUACUUGGACAAAUAACAUCAACAGGCACAACUUCACUGCUUGCCAAAACUCCAAAAGUUCCAAAGAAAAGAGCUACCAGAAUUAAAGCUAUUCCAGAAAAUGACGAAAUGGAAAUGUCUGAUGAUGGCAACAGUUUGUGUAAUUCAACGAGUACCAGAUCUUCUCGACUGAAUAGUUUAGCUUUAGAAACAUCAGAAAUCACAUCUGGUAGAUCGAAAAGAGGAGCAUCCAUUAAAGCAGCAGAUAUAAUUAAGAAGCAACAAGCAGUAUCAUUAAAUACAAAAUUAAGAAGGCCAUCUAAUGAAGGGAGUGACUUGCCAGUUGUAGAAAGGAUUAUCAAGGAAAGUCGCUCAAAGAGGCCAAAAGAUUCAAAUAGUUCAGAAGAUGAAGAUACAAGACCAGCAAAACAAAGCAAGAUUACCAGAAAAAAGACUCAGUCUAAAGUUAAUGAUGAGACUCAUAAUCUGACUGAAGAUUUCUUGCGACUGUCCAAAAUAAAUGAAACUCACAUCAAUCAAGAGAAUCAAAUAAGAGCUUCAGUCAAACGUAAACUUGAUGACCACGAUGAAGAUGCUAACACAACUAUAAAAUCUGAACAAUCAGCUAGAAAAAGCUCAUUGACUAAUGACGAACCAUCUGCUAAAAAGGCCAAUUACUCAAAAUUCUCUCCAGAAAAGCUAAGUGCAAGUAAAGAUAAAACAAUUUCCAUUGAAAAUAUAAAAUCAAUUAAAAAAAACACUAGAUCAUCUUCCUCAAUUGAUGUUAAGAAUUCAACAAAAGUUAAUAAUAUUAUUAAUGAAACAUUAGACAUGAGUAAUGUCAACGAGACAAUAGCUUCAAUGUAUGAGGAUGCAAUUAAUAAACCAAUUCCAAUUAUGAACUCAACAAUGAAUCCAAAUACCACUGUAACAUUAGACAAGAUUAUAAAUGUAACUGUUUCACUUGAACGUUUGCCAAGUACAAAAGUACUCAAUGAGACUGUCACUAUCAACAAGAUUUCAACAAAGGAUCCUCUCUUACAAGUGAACAACACUACAAAAAAAAUAAUUGAAGAUAAGGUCAUUGAGGAUAAACCAACAGUACCAUCUAUUAAAGCAAAACACGAAUCUAAAAUUCCUACAAUUUUAAAAGCUCAAAGAGAUGAGAAAAUAGGAAAGUUUAAUGACCUUAUUACAGAUGACGAGUCAUCACCUGAAAGGAAAGAAUACAAAGUUCAGAAAGAAAAAAUUUUGAAGCAACAGAAGCGAGUAACAAGAUCUAAUGCUUCUAUGACAAGUGAUGAAGAUGAAGUUCAGCGUACUCCAGUGAGAAUGAAUCAGAAUUCAAAGAACAAAGAUUUAAGAGGAUCCACGUUAAAAUCUACUUAUAAACAAGCAGCUUUGUUUAGCCCAUAUGCCAAAGAUUCUGUCAAAAAAAGAGUGGAGGCUUUUGAACAAGUUACUGUCAGUCCACAACAAUCAGAAACAGCAACAAGAGUCACAAGAACGAAAACUCGCGCUCUGGCUGCAGCCACAGAACCACCUCCCUUAACCGUUGCUCAAAAACUAGCCAGAAAAUCAUUGGCUAAGGCUAAAAAAAUUUCCCUUGCAAAACAUGCGAAAGAUAACGAUGAUACAAAAGAGAAUGAAAACACAAACAUUGUCAAGCCAACAAAGUCAAGUUCUUCGGAAAAAUCAGCUCAAAAACCAAGUGGGAAAACCACACCACUAGGAAAAACUCGGAUACAAAUGCCCAGUUCUGUUACCAAAAAUACUUAUGCAACACCUUCGAAUUCUCAGUAUUUAAGUGCCUACUCGAAACCUACGACGGGCAGUCGGGGAAAUAUUGUUACACACGUUGAUUCUUUUAUACAGUCCUCCAGCACAUCGGCAUCUAAACAGAUAGACAGAGUAGCUGAGGAAAAAAGAAGAAGAGCACACGAAGAGGAUGCACGACGAAAGCGCGAAGAACUGUUAAAAGCUCAAGCUGAAGAAAAGAAACGGAAACGCGAAGAAAAAGAAUUGAAGAACAAAUUAGCAAGAGAAGCGAAGGAAAGACAGGAGCAGGAAAAAAGAUUAAAAGCUGAAAGAGAAAGGGAAGAAAAAGCUAGAUUAGCGCAACAGAUGCAAGAAAAGCAGAAAGAGGAAAUGGAAAGGAAGCGUAUAGCGCAACUUCAAAGAGCUCAGGAAAAAGAAGAGAGGAGAAAACAAGAAGAAUUAUUACGCUUGCAACGUUUACAAGAACAAGAGGAACAAGAAAGGUUACUUGCUGAACAGAAACGUCGAGAACUCGAAAUGGAAAAACGCAAGCAAAUGGAAAUGAGACAACAAAUGGCUGAAAUGAAACAUCAGAAAAAUCAGAUGGAAAAAGCCUUACUUUUGGCUAAGGCCAAGGCUCAAAAGCAGGCGCCAUGUAACUACAAAAUGGAUAGCGAUCCAGAUGAAGAAGAGUCAGAGGAUGAAAGCAAGCCCAAACAUCAAAUUCCUUAUUGGGCAUCAAAGAAUGCUCGGCAACCACAACUGGCGAUGCAGCAACAUGUUCCAUGGAGGACAGUAUUAAGGUUUUUCGACGCGAAAAAGUGUACGCCGGAUCUAAGAGAUCUAUUUCAGGGUAUUGACCCUAGAAAACUGAAACGAUCAUCCAGUGCCAUUUGGAAAACUCCACCGCGAUAUUCCAUGAUGAAUUGCUCGAUCAUCAAAGAUUGAAGCAAACUUUGUAUUCUUAAUGAAACUUUUGAUUUAGUAAAACCUGUAUUUACUCUAGUAUUUAUAAAUGUCGCCGAAAUCGUUUAUGUAAAUAAAUAUUGCUUGAAUCUA
Messenger RNA from Nasonia vitripennis (jewel wasp), 3071 nucleotides. RefSeq names its product inner centromere protein A. Gene Ontology annotation, biological process: meiotic spindle midzone assembly; metaphase chromosome alignment; positive regulation of protein serine/threonine kinase activity. Gene Ontology annotation, molecular function: protein serine/threonine kinase activator activity. The coding region runs from base 153 to 2960 and encodes 935 amino acids. The transcript is spliced from 9 exons. Gene Ontology annotation, cellular component: meiotic spindle midzone; kinetochore; nucleus. NCBI's taxonomy places the organism in Eukaryota, Metazoa, Arthropoda, Insecta, Hymenoptera, Pteromalidae. The record is from RefSeq and is a predicted model, not a curated record.